AUGUCAGAUGGUGGGAACCGAAAUGGAAAGGAUGCGUCACCAGUGCAGAAGUGGCAUAAAGCUGAAGUGGAUGUACCCCGUGCAACUGACGGGGUACAACGCGUAAUACCUUUUCGUGCUGCGACUCAAUUGCGUGAUGGCGGCGUUGCGUUGCGCACGUCGAGUGGUCUGUUGCCCUCUGCUGGUAUGGUUGGUGGCGUGGUGCCUCUGGAUCGUGUAGCGGAUGUUGGCGGACGGUUAGAUGAACAAAAGAAGGCCCUGCUGGAUGAGAGGCCGAAUUCCGUCGGGGCCAGCGAUGAAAAGGUGUACAGCGGCUUUGAUCUGCCUGGUCGCUUGUUUGGUCGCCGUGAUCGUGCUGUGGGUGGAGGCCAAGAUGGCGUGCCGGUGCGAAAAGCAGCGGCGGGUGGCGCGGGUGUGGUGCCACAUUACCGUGACGCGAUGAAGCCGAUGGCAGACGCUGCUGAGGGCGUUGCUGCUGACGCUGGUGGGGCGACGGCUUCCGGUGAAGGCCGCGCUGGCAAGGCAGUGGAGGAAAGCGAAUUUAUCUCGGAUGUUAUGUUCAUGUGGAUGGGGGUGGAGAGAACAAAGUUCUUCGUGUACGACGGGGUGUCGCAGCGCUAUGUCAUGAACGCGGAGUGCGGCACAGUGCGGCAGCGGCAGGCCGCGGCAUCCCUGCAGGAAUGUGGCUGGCUUGCACGGCAAAUUGAUGAUGUGCUCCGGGGCGGUACGGCGGAGCGUUCAUUUCUCCAGCAAGGCCUUCGGAGCGCUGUGCGUAGACAGCUCUCGCAGUACCAUUAUCUGGUGGCCUCGUUCCGCGAACGCCGCUCGCCGCCGAUGGUGUUCAGUGAUUUGGUCGUUGCGUUCAAGCGUGUGCAGCCAAAGCUGCGUGUACUUUACACAAUUCUCCGUGAGACAGAGUCCGUUAAGGGCGGUGAACUCGCUUCGAAGUUGCAGCAGCUGGUGCAACAAGGGUCCAGUAGGAUUUCUGCGUUGUUGUCUGAUGUGUACAUGGAAGCGGUGAGCCCGCUGCUCCACAUGACGGUGUCAAGCAUCACCAAGGGUGACGUUUCCGAUCCCUUUAACGAGUUCUUCGUGAAGUGUAACCCCCGGAUUGACGACACGUCAGACGCGUUCUGGUCGUCCAGGUUUGAUCUUCUGCCAGAGAUGCUGCCGACUACAGUUCCGCGUUCUUUGGCAGAGCAGAUCAUGCUGGUGACGAAGAAUGUUAGCUUCAUUAGAAACUGCUGCAGAUGCAAGCAGUGGCACAUGGACCCCGCCAUCGUGACUGCAGCACAGAGCGCCUCAUUUGACACUAUAGGCGCUGUCGUUCGUGACGCAAUGCGGUUCACCAAUACGGCGGUGCUUCGGCUUAUUCGCGAGGAGUUCCACCUCGAUAGUGUUCUGCGCAUGGUCAACGCCUUUUUGCUAGUUGGAAACGGCGAUUUCUACGAGCUCCUCAUCAGCAGGCUGGACCCCGUGCUGAGUAGGCUAAGUCACAUGGUACAAACCUCCAUUGUCCGCGACCAUAUGCAGGGUGCGUUGCUUGACAUUGUGCCCUACACAAAACACCUCGACACCGACCUCUUUACGAUGCUGCACUGCGAGUUGGUGAAGGACGAUAGAAUCAUCGGAUGGGAUGCCUUUGUUGUGACAAUGGCAGUACCUUCACCACUUAACAACAUCUUUGAUGUCACUGCCAUGAAGGUCUACCGGCGUCUCUUUCGCAUCAUGUUCAAGGUCAAGCGCGCUGAAGUUGCGCUGAAGAAGUCGUGGCGCCAGAGUGUCGUUCUGGACCGCAUCAUUGGACGACUCCAUAACACGAACCGAGAAGCCACUGCGUGGCGAGAAGUUGCCGCGGAUGCCCACCACCUUGGUCUGCAGCUGAAUCACUUUGUUAACAAUCUUUGGUCUUAUCUCGUGGCGGAGGUUUCCACCGUGUCGUGGGAUAUGCUGAUGCGAGCACUUCGGCAGUGUACCUCUCUGGACGAUAUUCGCGCCGCACACAUUGCGUACCUGCAGUACUUGACGCUCCACUCGCUCCUCCACGGUGACUGCGCUUCUAUGCGGCAGAACAUAGAGAGUGUUCUCAGUAUCGUUCGUCAGUUUGUAGGCGCCCAGGCGCUACUCACGUCGCUGCUCGAGCGUGGGCAUGGAGAUGUGUUCUCCAUCAAGAGUGAGUACCAGCGCUUAGCAGACGACUUUCAGCGGGAGAUUUCCUCUCUUCUCACCACACUGGAGGAGCAGCAUCUGCAGUUUGAUUUCCUAAACUUUCUCCUUCUACGGCUUAACUUCAAUCACUUUUAUCAUGAUGCCGCGUUUGGUACCAAUACGGAAUUCUAG
Trypanosoma grayi is the source of this 2340-nucleotide messenger RNA. Its product is annotated as gamma-tubulin complex subunit. Gene Ontology annotation, biological process: microtubule nucleation; meiotic cell cycle; spindle assembly. The transcript has a single exon. Gene Ontology annotation, molecular function: microtubule minus-end binding; gamma-tubulin binding. Lineage: Eukaryota; Euglenozoa; Kinetoplastea; Trypanosomatida; Trypanosomatidae. The record is from RefSeq and is a predicted model, not a curated record. Gene Ontology annotation, cellular component: spindle pole; gamma-tubulin small complex; centrosome. The coding region runs from base 1 to 2340 and encodes 779 amino acids.